GUGCUUCUUUCCGACUAUUUUGCACCGGUGUAGCGGAGCUCGAUCACCAUGUCCAACAUACUGCGUGUUGCGGGGACCCUUCUCCCUGCAGACGUGCAAUGCCGGAGGUUUGUGGCGGCUAACAGGUAUGACCUGGCCGAGACGGGGUACGGCCGCGCCCUUCUGGCCGCCAUGUCUGAUAUGGACAGGAUGCAGGAAGUGGAAGUACUGAAGAGCCUGGGAGACUUGAACGUGGAAAAAGGAACACUCCACAGGACCGAAGCUCCGCGGAACUUGGAGCGGGGCCUGAACCUGUACAGGGCCGCGCUGCUCCGGUGUGAGGACCCGGGGGAAGGCGAGUCCCUCCAACAUAGGGUCAAACUCGCCGAGAAACUCAGGCAGAAAACGCCCAUAGCUGGCUCAAUCAGGAACACAAGCAUUGAUUCUGUUGCACGGACUUCAGAAGUCUUUCAAAACUUGGACAAGAAACUGGCUAACGGUGGCCAUAUGACCUCCAUCUUAGAGGGCUACACGAAGGUUCUUGUAGAAGGAAUAGCGGAGAGGAACAAUCUGUUGGAAGAAGAGGCUAUAAAAAGUCUCGGAGACGUGAACCUUAAGAGAGGAAAGGACUUAAAGAAUCCACAACACUUGACCAAGGCUACAGCCCUGUACAGCACAGCCCUGGAACGAUGUGACGAUUCACAUGGGAAAACCGUGCUCACACAUCGCUUACUGCACGCAGCAAAAGUCAGGAGGGACAUUUUGGAUAGAAGGAGACAGCAGAAGGCGUCAGUAGCUAAGGGCAAAAAGACAGACAAAGAACAAUCAUCUGGUUCUAAAAUCGUAAAGGAUUCUCCUUUAAAUAUCCCUCAAGAUCAUAGCCUCCUUACAGCAGAUGAUUUAAGGCAGUACGAAGAACACCUCCAGAAAGGUGAUCAGGAUGUACAGAGAGGAGUCCUGGACUCAGCAGAGCAGCGCUUUGCAGAGGCACUCAAGCUUGUACAUGUCAAAUAUCCCACAGUUCUACAGUACGAAAGAGAAGUCUCACCGCUGCGCAAGUUGGGGGAUGUCUACUGCAGGCGAGGCUGUCAAACAGGAGACGGGGGAGACUUUGUCAAGGCAGUAGGUCUUUACCAUGCAGCAGUAGCCAGGUCAGGGGACAGUGCCUCAAAACGCGAGCUUGCCAACGCAGUUAUGGAGGCAGAAAGACAGUUUCUCACGUACAGCCUAUCUUUGGAUGGUAUUCCUGAAAGUCAGUACGUGGGUAACACUCGUAAACAUAAAAACCAGCUCAGUAAAAUACGGGGCCAAAUCUCACAAGAAAUGGAAACCAUCGACAAGGUGAAUCCCUACGUAUAUGAUGAGAAAAGUCUGUUAGUUUGGGGGACAGAAGCUAAGCGGGCCAAUGUUGUCAGGCAGUUGUUCGAGAAAAUUGCAAAAGAAAGAAAAGAGUUCAUAGGGCAGCUAGUAGAUGAGUGUAUCUCAGUGAUGGGUCCCCCUCCCUGUAAGUAUGCCCUGUUAGGUUUGGGUUCACAGGCCACAGGACUGGUAACUCCAUACUCAGACCUGGAGUUUGCCAUCUUGGUAGAGGAGGAAAAUGGAGCAAAUACCGCGUAUUUCCGCCGACUGACUCACUACCUGCACCUGAAAGUGGUCAACCUGGGAGAAACCAUCCUCCCAGCCUUGGGGAUAAAAAGUCUGAAUGACUUCUACUCAGAUGACCCACUUGACAACUGGUUCUAUGACUCUGUUACACCACGUGGGUUUGCAUUUGACGGCUCCAUGCCAAAAGCAUGCAAGACUCCACUAGGCAGGGGCGAAACAGCUGAACUUAUUCACACGCCAAGUGCGAUGACCAAAAUCAUGCUGGACGACCUGAAUGUGUAUUUUAAGGAGGGCUACCAUCUCGCCAGCAUCUUGGGGAAUGUAUGUUUGAUCACAGGAGAGCAGGACUUGGUCGAUGCGUAUUGCACUUUAUGGACUCAGAAACCCGAACCUUGUAAAGGGGCAUUAUCUAAGUCACAGGCAUUGAGCAUAAUGGGAGAAGAUACAAAUAUCCAAACGUUUUCACCCAAAGCUCCAACAUCUAGACUGAUAGAUGUGAAGAAAGAAAUCUAUCGAUUUUCGACCCUUGCAGUGUCGUGUUGGGCGCUACUCCGCGGUAUACAACCCACGACAAUCUGGGAGACUAUUCAGAACAUGAACAGAAACGGAGUCAUCAACAGUGAGAACGCGCAUCACUUGAUGGUGCUGGUCAGCAUCUCAGCAGAACUGAGGUUGCGGACAUACAUGAACAACCGUGGACAGGUGGAGAACAUGUCAGCCUUAUCGUCCAUGUCUGAUAACACAGAUAUGGAGGAGAAGUUGAAUAAAGUGUUUUACUUCUCCAAUACAAUGCAACUGAUGCGGUACCAUAGCACGGCAAUACCAUUGAAGGUCUUUAUUUCACAGCUUAUCCAAUUCCCCCAACCAUCGGUAAGACCCCCUGUUCUGUUUGACAACUCACCAAACAUACAAGCAGACGUAUACACGAGUCUGUGUGAGUAUGAAAAAGCAAAAUCAUGCGCGGAACUGGCACUACAGGAUGUUUUUUCUACAUACGGUAGAGGAAACGCCCAUUUUAAUAUCGCUGGCUCACUUAGCGAGUUGGGUAGCGCCUGGCGGAAUCUUGGCAAUUACAAAAAGGCCGUCAGUUAUUAUGAACAGUCACUGCAGAUGAUGCGGAGUAUAUUUGGUGAGGAUACUGAACAUCCUGCCAUCGCCGUGUCACUUCACAACUUGGGUGCCACCUGGAGCCAGCUUGGCGAUCAUGGAAAGGCCGUCAGUCAUUUUGAACAGGCACUACAGAUGUUCAGGAUUGUCCAUGGUGAGGACAAGGAACAUCCUGACAUCGCCAAGUCGCUCAACAACUUGGGUACCGCCUGGAGGGACCUUGGUGAUUACGGAAAGGCCGUCAAAUAUAAUGAACAGUCACUACAGAUGAUGCAGAGUAUGUAUGGGGAGAACACUCCGCAUCCUGACAUUGCCGGCGCACUUAACAACUUGGGUACCGCCUGGAGUCACCUUGGUGAUUACAGAAAGGCCAUUAGUUAUUUUGAACAGACACUACAGAUGAUGCAGAUUAUCUAUGGUAAGGGAACUGCACAUCCUGACAUCGCCUUGUCACUCAGGAACUUAGGCAGCGCCUGGAAUCACCUUGUUGAAUACGGAAAGGCCGUCAGCUAUUAUGAACAAGCACUGCAAAUGCUGCGAAGUAUACAUGGUAAGGACAAAGCACAUCCUCACAUCGCCUCGUCACUUCACAACUUGGGUGACGCCUGGAGUAACCUUGGUGAUCACAGAAAGGCCGUCGGCUAUUAUGAACAGGCACUACAAAUGAUGCGGAGUAUCCAUGGUGAGGACACUGAACAUCCUGGCAUCGCUGCGUCACUUAACAACUUGGGUGACGCCUUGAAUCACCUUGGUGAUCACAGAAAGGCCGUCAGCUAUUUGGAACAAGCUUUAAAGAUGAGUCGGAGUAUCCAUGUACCUCCACAUCUAAACAUCGCCGCGUCGCUUAGCAACUUGGGUAACGCCUGGAGUGACCUUGGUGAUUAUAGAAAGGCCCUCAGCUAUUAUGAACAGGCACUACAGAAGUGGCGGAGUAUCUAUGGUGAGGACACUGAACAUCCUGAAAUCGCCGGGUCACUUCUCAACUUGGGUAACGCCUGGAGGGACCUUGGUGAUCACAGAAAGGCCGUCAGCUAUCAUGAACAGUCACUACAGAUGAGGCGGAGUCUCUAUGGGUCCAACAUACUGCGUGUUGCGGGGACCCUUCUCCCUGCAGACGUGCAAUGCCGGAGGUUUGUGGCGGCUAACAGGUAUGACCUGGCCGAGACGGGGUACGGCCGCGCCCUUCUGGCCGCCAUGUCUGAUAUGGACAGGAUGCAGGAAGUGGAGGUACUGAAGAGCCUGGGAGACUUGAACGUGGAGAAAGGAAGACUCCACAAGACCGAAGCUCCGCGGAACUUGGAGCGGGGCCUGAACCUGUACAGGGCCGCGUUGCUCUGGUGUGAGGACCCGGGGGAAGGCGAGUCUCUCCAACAUAGGGUCAAACUCGCCGAGAAACUCAUGCAGAAAACGCACAUAACUGCCUCAAACAGGAACACAAGCAAUGACUCUGUUGUGAGGACGGCAGAAAUCUUUCAAAACUUGGAUAAGACAUUGGCAAACGGUGGCCAUAUGACCUCCAUCUUAGAGGGCUACACGAAGGUUCUUGUAGAAGGAAUAGUGCAGGAGAACAAUCUGUUGGAAGUAGAGUCCAUAAAAAGUCUCGGAGACGUGAACCUUAAGAGAGGAAGAGACUUAAAGGAGCCCAGACACUUGACCAAGGCUACAGCCCUGUACAGCACAGCCCUGAAGCGAUGUGACGAUCCACAUGGGAAAACCGUCCUCACACAUCGCUUACUGCACGCAGCAAAAGUCAGGAGAGCCAUGGCAGAAAGAAAGAGACGGAAGAUCCCGAGGAGCGAAAAGACAAACAAGUUGCUAUCAACUGGACCUCUCCAGGUCAGGAAUCUUCCUAAAAGCCAUGACCUCAACACAGCAGUUGAUUCAAAUGAGUACACAGAACAGCUGCAGGAGGGCUGCAGGGCCCUGCAGACAGGAGACCUGGACACGGCAGAACACAACUUUGCAGCUGCACUCAAGGUCGUCCAUUUCAAAGAUCAAUACAUGGAAGAGGCGGAGCCCCUGUGCAGGUUAAGCGACGUCUACCUGGAAAGAGGAAAGACGUCGAAAGACGGAAGUGACUUCACCAAGGCUGCAGCACUCCGUAAUGCCGCACUGGUCAGAGCAAGGACAGAAGACAGAGAAGGCAUCAAACAAACAAUCCUACAACUUAGUCGGUUAUUUGUUGAGCACGUGCUGGGGAUCAAACAAGUAGUGAACACCAGUAAAACAGAAAAACACAAAUCAAUACUGAAGAAAGACCGAGAGCAGGUAGAAGACAAGCUGAAACAAAUCGAGCAGGAGAUCGAUCCUUAUAGUCUUGAUGACGAUGAUCCAGAGAUAAGAGACACAGAGAAGCAGAGAGCGGAAGCGAUCUUUACAUUGUUCCAAACAACUAUUGUUAAACAGAGAAAAACGUUCAUAUCUGGCCUUGUAGAUGAAUGUAUGGAGGUAAUGGGUCCCCCUCCCUGUAAGUACGCCAUGAUAGGCCUGGGUUCACUGGCCACAGGGUUAGUAACCCCGUACUCUGAUCUAGAGUUCGCCAUCCUGAUAGAGGAGGAAACAGAGAGUAACGUCAAGUAUUUCCGCAACCUGACUCACUAUCUGCAUCUCAAAGUCAUCAACCUAGUAGAAACCAUUCUCCCGGCCAUGGCGAUCAAGUCCCUCAAUGAUUUUUCUAAAGACCCACCGAACAGCUGGUUCUACGACUCUGUAACGCCGCGCGGGUUCGCGUUCGACGGAUCCAUGCCGCAUGCAUGCAAGACUCCACUGGGCAGGGGUGAAACAGCUGAACUUAUCCACACACCGAGUGAGAUGACAAAUGUUUUAAUAGAAGACUUGCAGCGUGACAUGGACAAACUCAUGCAAGACGACCCGACUUUCCAUUCAAACAAAGGCUACCAUCUCGACACAAUAUUGGGGAACGUGUGUUUGAUCACAGGAGACCAGGACCUGGUCGAUGCGUAUUCCGCAUUGUGGACUCGGCUACUACAGAGUAGUGGUAAGGUGGUAUCUGUGUUACAGGCAUGUAGUAUUAUGAGCGAAAAUACAAAUAACCAAGCAUUUACACUCGAAGAUCCAACAUCGAGACUGAUAGAUGUGAAGAAAGACAUCUAUCGAUUUUCGACCCUUGCAGUGUCGUGUUGGGCACUGUUCUAUGGUAUACAACCCACCACAAUAUGGGAAACUAUUCAGAAGAUGCACAAGAACGGAGUCAUCAACAGUGAGAACGCGCUUCACUUGAUGGUGCUGGUCAGCAUCUCAGCAGAACUGAGGCUGCGGACAUACAUGAACAACCGUGGACAGGUGGAGAACAUGUCAGCCUUAUCGUCCAUGUCUGUUACUGCCGAACACCUGCAGAAAGGCGAGAAGGCCUUACGGAGGGGAGACUUAGACUCAGCAGAGAAGCACUUUGCAGCAGCACUCAGGCCUGUACAUGUCAGAGAUCCCACACCCCUACAGUACGGAAAAGAAGUCUCACCGCUGCACAAGUUGGGGGAAGUCUACAACAGGCGAGGCUGUCAAACAGGAGACGGGGGAGACUUUGUCAAGGCGGCAGCACUCUACCAUGCAGCACUGGCCAGGUCAAAGGUCCACGAUGCGAUCCUUAAAAAUGCAAUUGAAGAAAUAGAAGCGCUGUUUCUCAAACAUGUUUUCAAGACAGACCAGAAAAGCAACCCAGAUGAAACAGAGAAACACAAGAAACAGCUGAAAGAAACACGGCAACAAAUCAAACUUGAAAUGGAAACACUUGACGAGGAUGUUCCCUUUAUGGAUGCUGAUAAUAAACAGCGGAAAGUGAACGAAAUGGAAGCCAAGAGGGCUGACGCUGUCAGACAGUUGUUUGAGAAAAUUGCUGAAGAAAGGAAAGAGUUCAUUGGGCAGCUAGUAGAUGAGUGUAUCUCAGUGAUAGGUCCCCCUCCCUGUAAGUAUGCCCUGUUAGGUUUGGGUUCACAGGCCACAGGACUGGUAACUCCAUACUCAGACCUGGAGUUUGCCAUCCUGGUAGAGGAGGAAAAUGAAGCAAACGUUGCAUACUUCCGUCGACUGACUCACUACCUUCACCUCAAGGUUGUCAACCUUGGAGAAACCAUCCUCCCAGCCUUGGGGAUAGCAAGUCUGAAUGAUUUCUCAUCGAAGGAUCCACAUGACAACUGGUACUAUGACUCUGUAACGCCACGUGGGUUUGCCUUUGAUGGCUCCAUGCCAAAAGCAAGCAAGACUCCACUGGGCAGGGGGGAAACAGCUGAACUUAUCCACACACCAAAGGAGAUGACUAGGAUCAUGCUAGACGACCUCACUGUGUAUUUCAAGAAAGGCUACCAUCUCGCCAGCAUCUUGGGGAAUGUGUGUUUGAUCACAGGAGAGCAGGACUUGGUCGAUGUGUAUUCCGACUUGUGGACUCAGAAACUUCAAAGUAGUAAAAAAGUAUCAGUGCAACAGGCAUUGAGUAUAAUGACCGAAGAAACAAAUAUCAAAACGUUCACACUUGAAGAUCCAACAUCAAGAUUACUAAAUGUGAAGAAAGACAUCUAUCGAUUUUCGAUCCUUGCAGUGUCGUGUUGGGCGCUACUCCACGGUAUACAACCCACCACAAUAUGGGAGACUAUUCAGAAGAUGAACAUGAAAGGAGUCAUCAAGAGUGAGAACGCGCAUCACUUGAUGGUGCUGGUCAGCAUCUCAGCAGAACUGAGGCUGCGGACAUACAUGAACAACCGUGGACAGGUGGAGAAUAUGUCAGCCUUAUCGUCCAUGUCUGAUCACACAGAUAUGGAGCAGAAGUUGAAUAGAGUGUUUUACUUCUCUAACACAAAACAACUGAUGAGGUACUAUUACACAGCAACACCAUUAAAGGCCUUUCUUCCACAACUUCCCAAACCACCGAUAAGGCCCCCUGUUCUGUUUGACAAUUCACCAAAGAUACAAUCAGACGUAUACACAAGUCUUUGUGAGUACGAAAAAGCAAAAUCAUGCGCGGAACUGGCACUACGGGAUGACUAUUCUACAUACGGUAGAAAAAACGCUCAUCCUGCUAUUGCCUACUCACUUAGCAAAUUGGGUGGUGCCUGGUGGAACCUUGGGAAUUACAAAAAGGCCGCCAGCUAUUAUGAACAGGAACUACAGAUGAGGCGGAGUAUCUAUGCUGAGGACACUGAACAUCCUAACAUCGCCACGUCACUUAACAACAUGGGUAUGAGCUCUAUGGGCCUUGGUGAUUACAGAAAGGCCGUCAGCUAUUAUGAACAGGCACUACAGAUGAUGCGGAGUAUCCAUGGUGAGAACACUGAGCAUCCUGAUAUCGCCACGUCACUUAACAACUUGGGUAACGCCUGGUGGGACCUUGGUGAUCACAGAAAGGCCGUCAGCUAUCAUGAACAGUCACUACAGAUGUGGAGGAAAAUCCAUGGCGAGGACACCGAACAUCCUACCAUCGCUACGCCACUAAACAACUUGGGUGCCGCCUGGAAGAACCUCGGUGAUCACAGAAAGGCAGUCAGCUAUUAUGAACAGUCACUACAGAUGAGGUGGAAUAUCUAUGGCAAGGACACCGAACAUCCUGACAUCGCCCAGUCACUUCACAACUUAGGUAACGCCUGGAGUGACCUUGGUGACCACAGAAAGGCCGUCAGCUAUUAUGAACAGUCACUAAAGAUGUACCGGAGUAUCCAUGGUGAGGACACUGAACAUCCUGAUAUCGCCGCGUUACUUAACAACUUAGGUAUCGCCGGGAGUGACCUUGGUGACCACAGAAAGGCCGUGAGCUAUUAUGAACAGUCACUAAAGAUGUACCGGAGUAUCCAUGGUGAGGACACUGAACAUCCUGAUAUCGCCACGUUACUUAACAACUUGGGUACCGCCUGGAGGCGCCUUGGUGGUCACAGAAAGGCCGUCAGCUAUCAUGAACAGGCACUACAGAUGAGGCGGAGUAUUCAUGGUGAGGGAACUGAACAUCCUCACAUCGCCGCGUCACUUACCAACUUGGGUAUCGCCUGGAGUGACCACGGUGAUCACAGAAAGGCCGUAAGCUAUCAUGAACAGGCACUACAGAUGUACCGGAGUAUCCAUGGUGAGACCACUGAACAUCCUCACAUCGCCACGUUACUUAACGACUUGGGUAACGCCUGGAGACACCUUGGUGAUCACAAAAAGGCUGUCAGCUAUUAUAAACAGGCACUACAGAUGAGGCGGAGUAUCCAUGAUGAGAACACUGAACAUCCUGACAUCGCCUCGUCACUUAACAACUUGGGUAACGCCUGGGGGGACCUUGGUGAUCACAGAAAGGCCGUCAGCUAUUAUGAACAGUCACUACAGAUGUACCGGAGUAUCCAUGGUGAGAACACUGAACAUCCUCACAUCGCCACGUUACUUAACAACUUGGGUAUCGCCUGGAGGGGCCUCGGCGAUCACAGAAAGGCCGUCAGCUAUUAUGAACAGGCACUACAGAUGAACAGGAGUAUCCAUGGCGAGGUCAAUGUACAUCCUGACAUCGCCAGGUCACUCAACAUCUUGGGUGCCGGCUGGUUGAUGUUUGGCGAUCACAGAAAGGCCGCUAGCUACUUUGAACAGGCCCUACAGAUGAUGCGGGGUAUCCAUGGUGAGGAUGACGAACAUCCUGACGUUGCAAAGACGCUUGAGGGGCUGAGUCUGGCUCGUAGCCUCAUUGUUGAUCGCGGAGAGGCCGCCAACUGUCAAGAAUAGUCACGUCAGAAAAUGUUGGGAAAAGACUAUCAUUAUGACCUAUGAAUAACAUUAUAACAACUUAAUAUGUU
Messenger RNA from Branchiostoma belcheri (Belcher's lancelet), 9458 nucleotides. RefSeq lists its product as uncharacterized. Lineage: Eukaryota; Metazoa; Chordata; Leptocardii; Amphioxiformes; Branchiostomatidae. Gene Ontology annotation, molecular function: protein binding; [protein-PII] uridylyltransferase activity. Bases 49 to 9387 code for a protein of 3112 amino acids. The record is from RefSeq and is a predicted model, not a curated record. The transcript has 13 exons.